Molecule: messenger RNA, 4769 nt
Organism: Xyrauchen texanus (razorback sucker)
Lineage: Eukaryota; Metazoa; Chordata; Actinopteri; Cypriniformes; Catostomidae
Product: kinesin-1 heavy chain-like
Exons: 26
Coding region: 43-2952 (969 amino acids)
Biological process (GO): microtubule-based movement
Molecular function (GO): microtubule binding; ATP binding; microtubule motor activity
Source: RefSeq, a predicted model, not a curated record
GUGUUCUCGCCGGUGCUCUCGUGAUUCGGUAACCGGGGGAAGAUGGCGGACCCGGCGGAGUGCACCAUUAAAGUCAUGUGCCGUUUCAGGCCUUUGAACAGCUCGGAGGUGACGAGAGGGGACAAAUACGUCCCCAAAUUUCAAGGCGAGGACAACGUCGUUGUCGGGGGUAAGCCGUAUGUCUUUGACAGAGUUUUCCAGUCAAACACAUCUCAGGAGCAAGUGUACAAUGCCUGUGCUCAAGAAAUCGUCAAAGAUGUGCUUGGUGGAUAUAAUGGAACCAUUUUUGCUUAUGGCCAGACAUCCUCAGGCAAAACACACACAAUGGAGGGAAAUCUCCAUGACACCGAUUCAAUGGGAAUUAUUCCCAGAAUAGUGCAGGACAUCUUUAACUACAUUUACUCUAUGGAUGAAAAUCUGGAGUUCCACAUUAAAGUGUCAUAUUUCGAGAUUUAUCUAGAUAAGAUUCGAGAUCUGUUGGAUGUUUCGAAGACUAAUUUAUCUGUACAUGAAGAUAAAAACAGGGUUCCUUAUGUCAAGGGUUGCACAGAGCGAUUUGUUUGCAGUCCAGAGGAAGUUAUGGACACUAUUGAUGAGGGCAAAUCCAACAGACAUGUAGCAGUAACAAAUAUGAAUGAACACAGCUCCAGGAGUCACAGUAUCUUCCUGAUCAAUGUGAAGCAGGAAAACACACAGACAGAACAGAAGCUCAGUGGGAAGCUCUUCCUGGUCGAUCUGGCAGGUAGUGAGAAGGUCAGUAAAACUGGAGCUGAAGGCGCUGUACUGGAUGAAGCCAAAAACAUCAAUAAGUCUCUAUCAUCACUGGGCAACGUGAUAUCUGCCUUAGCCGAGGGCUCGACGUACGUUCCAUACAGAGACAGUAAGAUGACGAGGAUCUUGCAGGAUUCUCUUGGGGGAAACUGCAGGACCACUAUCGUCAUCUGCUGUUCUCCCUCCUCAUACAAUGAAGCUGAGACCAAAACCACUCUCAUGUUUGGACAGCGAGCGAAGACUAUCAAGAACACAGUGUGUGUGAAUGUUGAACUGACAGCAGAGCAAUGGAAGAAGAAAUAUGAAAGAGAGAAGGAGAGAAAUAAAAGUCUCAGAAACACCAUCACAUGGCUAGAGAAUGAACUCAACCGCUGGAGAAACGGUGAGACUGUACCUGCUGAGGAACAAUACGAUAAGGAGAAGGUGAAUGCUGAAGUGUUGGCGAUGGAUAACACAAUUAAUAAUGAUAAAUUUGCAUCCACACCAAGCAUGCCGCCCAUGCCAGGGAUGCUUGGGGCCCAACUCAGCGAUGCAGAGAAGGCAAAAUGUGAGGUUGAACUUGCCAAAAUGUACAAGCAGCUGGACGACAAGGAUGAAGAGAUUAAUCAGCAGUCUCAACUGGUGGAGAAGCUCAAACAGCAGAUGCUGGACCAGGAGGAGCUGCUGGCCUCAUCACGUCGAGACCAUGAUAACCUCCAGGCAGAACUGACUCGUCUCCAGAUGGAGAAUGAGGCGUCUAAAGAGGAGGUGAAGGAGGUGCUGCAGGCUCUGGAGGAACUUGCUGUCAACUACGAUCAAAAAAGUCAAGAGGUGGAGGACAAGACCAAGGAGUUUGAAGCCAUCAGUGAAGAACUUAGCCAGAAAUCUAGUACCUUGGCAUCUAUAGACUCAGAGCUGCAGAAACUGAAGGAAAUGGCCAAUCACCAGAAGAAAAGGGUGACUGAGAUGAUGUCAUCACUGCUGAAGGACCUGACGGAGAUUGGUAUAGCUGUGGGCAACAAUGACAUCAAGCAGCAUGAGGGCAGUGGUUUUAUAGAUGAAGAGUUCACUGUGGCAAGACUCUAUAUCAGUAAGAUGAAGUCAGAAGUGAAAACGAUGGUUAAACGCUGCAAGCAGCUGGAAAACACACAGUCCGAGAGCAACAGGAAGAUGGAUGAAAAUGAGAAGGAGCUUGCAGCAUGCCAAUUACGUAUCUCUCAGCAUGAAGCGAAAAUUAAAUCUCUGACAGAGUAUCUGCAGAACGUAGAGCAGAAGAAGAGACUGCUGGAAGAGGACGUGGACUCACUCAAUGAGGAACUGGUCAAAAUCAGUGCACAGGAGAAGGUUCAUUCAAUGGAGAAGGAAAGUGAGAUUCAGAGUGCCAAUGAGGUCAAGGAGGCGGUUGAGCAGCAGAUACAGAGUCACAGAGAAGCUCAUCAGAAACAGAUCAGCAGCCUGAGAGAUGAGCUGGAAGCCAAGGAAAAACUCAUCACUGAUCUACAGGAUAUGAAUCAGAAGAUCAUGUUGGAGCAGGAGCGUUUAAGAGUGGAACAUGAGAAACUCAAAUCCACUGACCAGGACAAGAGCCGCAAACUACAUGAGCUCACUAUGAUGCAGGACCGCAGGGAACAGGCCAGACAGGAUUUGAAAGGCUUGGAAGAGACUGUGGCCAAGGAGCUUCAGACUCUGCACAACCUCAGGAAAUUGUUUGUUCAGGAUCUGGCAACUCGUGUUAAAAAGAGUGCAGAGAUGGACUCUGAUGAAACUGGUGGCAGUGCUGCUCAAAAGCAGAAGAUCUCUUUUCUGGAGAACAAUCUAGAACAGCUCACGAAGGUUCAUAAACAGCUGGUGCGUGAUAACGCCGACCUGCGCUGUGAGCUUCCUAAACUGGAGAAACGCCUUCGUGCAACGGCGGAGCGUGUGAAGGCUCUGGAGUCGGCACUUAGAGAGGCCAAAGAGAACUCGGCCCGUGACCGCAAACGCUACCAGCUGGAGGUGGACCGCAUCAAAGAGGCUGUGAGAGCCAAAAACAUGGCCCGCAGAGGACACUCCGCACAGAUAGCUAAACCCAUCAGGCCUGGACAGCAGCCUGUAGCUUCUCCCACUCACCCUAACGUGCUACGCGGGGGGGGCGGUAUUCACCUCCAGAACAGCCAACCAAUGCCCAUCAGAGGAGGUGGAGCUAAGCAGGAGAAGAGCUGAAGAAGCGUUUUUAUCCCUCAUUACCAAUGAUGCAGAAUGCAAGAAAUCUUCAUGGAAACCUGUCAUUCCAUUAACAUAAUCCCUCCUGCUGGUGCACAUAGGAGGACUUCUGAAUUUAAACAUUCAUGGCUGUACAGUCCCACUCCCCAUCUGUCACGUCUCCCUUCUAAAGCAAAUUAUUUUAUGAAUAUUGCACUCUCUCUCUCACACACACACACACACAUGCACACCAAUUGUAAUUUAAAGAAAUCAAGAAAUAAACUUAAGCAAUGUGAAUAAUAGACACAGCCCAGAACCCUGUGCAAUUAAAUCAAUCACAAGGUGUCACUUUUCUGACCUUCUGUGCAUCUGCUUCUUAUUAAGAUAAUACACCUCAGCUUAGUUUAUCUUAAGAGAAAAUGGACGAGGACAAACUGCUUUCUGCAUUUCUCCAACCAGUAACCUUCCCAAGCUCCGUUAAAACUACUGCCUGAUAUCUGUACACCAUGCACACUGCAAAAAAAAAAAAAAAAAUUAAUAGAGAAUAUCUGACUGUGUUUAUCAAAUGCAUUGCCUCACUACAGCUCAAAUACUACUAUAUGAAGCACUCUAAACAGGUUCAAACGUCAGGGAUUAAAUCCGUAUAGGACUAUGAAUGUCAUUCAGAUUUGUAACCUGGUUUUUACUUUGUGUAAUAACUAAUGGAUCUCUGAAGGGGAAGGUAAAGUGGAUUCUAGACAUGAGUAACCCAAUCUCACACAGUAGACUAAUCCUGUAAGAAUUGCGUAAAUUAAAUGUAUGGUUCAAAAUGCUAAUGUUUUCUUUACAAACAAAAAAAUUUUUGAAGGUUGUCUUGUCCGGCUCUUCACACACGUAUUACAGUCUCACAUAAUAAAAUCCUUUAAGGAGUCAUUAAUAUUUAUAUAUUUUUUAGAUUCCUGGUGUAGUGUUUAGUGUCCUGUCUACCAGUAUCUCUCGUUGUUCAGUUUAAUAUCUCACUUGCCUGGUCUCCAUUCUGAAUGGAGGUGUAUGUGUAACUGGAGUCACUUGACAACUGCAGAAGACAUCAUGUGAAUCACUGCUUCACCUCUGUUACUGAUCAGCCAAUCAGUUAAGCAGAACGUUUGGUGUAGGCUGGCUUGGAAUUUUUUCCUGAUGACUGCAUUUGUCAAUAUAUUUGUCUGAUAUCUAUCCUUUUAAACGUUACCUGAAUUUAAGUGUGUGGAGAGGUAACUUUGACUACAUGAGGGCAAUGAAACCAGAAUGGUCUUUUCUGGACUCUUAAUUUUCGGAUUAGCACUUCAUAUUCUUCAAACUAGCAUUAAGAUUUUUUUGUUUAGAUAUUUACACUCCUGGUAUUGUAAAAAACAAAGAAGAAUAAAAAAAGCGUAUGACUUCAAUUACAGGACAUGACAACCUUCUGCGUUAUUUUCAAAUGUAUUGCUUUUUGGAUGUUUUAUAACUUUAAGCAAAUUCACAAGGACCAUUCAAUAUACUGUUGUGAUAUUAGCCCAAAAUUCUUCCCUUUUCUGUGCAUGAAGUAUAAUAAAUUACGUUCUUGGGGAAUGCCACACAUUCAUUGAAAACCCUAAAAUAAAUAGAUUGUUUUUUUUAUUCUAUUUUUUCUUUUCUUUUCUUUUUAUUACUGUGUAAUUGUAACUCCAUGACUGAUUGAAAGAGUUCCACCAAAGGACAAAGGUACUGGAUCAUUCCAAGUAAACAGAGGUGUUCUUGGAAGAUUGUGGUUGAAGGAAAUAAGUGAGAGGGAACAAAUUUACUGGUAAUACUUUGUCUGGAUGAACUGCAUGACGUGUGUGAUUAAAUCAUUUAUUCUGAAA